This is a messenger RNA of Gavia stellata (red-throated loon), 3443 nucleotides long. RefSeq names its product egl-9 family hypoxia inducible factor 3 (gene EGLN3). Gene Ontology annotation, molecular function: peptidyl-proline 4-dioxygenase activity; L-ascorbic acid binding; ferrous iron binding. Gene Ontology annotation, cellular component: cytoplasm; nucleus. The record is from RefSeq and is a predicted model, not a curated record. The coding region runs from base 1 to 726 and encodes 241 amino acids. Gene Ontology annotation, biological process: cellular response to hypoxia; peptidyl-proline hydroxylation to 4-hydroxy-L-proline. NCBI's taxonomy places the organism in Eukaryota, Metazoa, Chordata, Aves, Gaviiformes, Gaviidae. The transcript is spliced from 5 exons.
AUGCCGCUGGGGCACAUCAUGAGGCUCGACCUGGAGAGGAUCGCCCUGGAGUACGUCGUGCCCUGCCUGCACGACAUCGGCUUCUGCUACCUGGACAACUUCCUGGGGGAGGUGGUGGGGGACUGCGUGCUGGAGCGGGUGAAGCGGAUGCACCGCGACGGGGAGCUGGCCGACGGGCAGCUGGCCGGCCCCAGCCGCGGCGUCGCCAAGCGGCACCUCCGCGGCGACCAGAUCAAGUGGAUCGGGGGCACGGAGGAGGGCUGCGAGGCCAUCAACUUCCUCCUCACGCUGAUCGACCGGCUGGUGAUGUACUGCGGGAGCCGGCUCGGCAAGUACUACGUGAAGGAGCGAUCCAAGGCUAUGGUUGCUUGCUAUCCUGGAAAUGGAACUGGGUAUGUUCGUCAUGUGGACAAUCCAAAUGGCGAUGGGCGCUGCAUCACCUGUAUUUAUUACCUAAAUAAGAACUGGGACUCCAAGCUGCAUGGUGGAAUUCUUCGGAUAUUCCCAGAAGGAAAGUCCUAUGUAGCAGACGUUGAGCCAAUUUUUGACCGAUUACUCUUUUUUUGGUCAGAUCGAAGGAACCCACAUGAAGUCCAGCCUUCUUAUGCCACCAGAUAUGCCAUGACUGUGUGGUAUUUUGAUGCCGAAGAAAGAGCAGAAGCCAAAAAAAAGUUCAGGAACUUAACUGAUGCAAGGAAGAGAGAAGCACCUCUUAAUGAAGACUAAUCAACUGUUCCUGAACUCUUUGUGAGGAAAUAAGACCCCAAAGAUGACUUCCAUUUCCAGCGAACAAGGGCAAAUUCUCGUUAUGCACAGGAACGCACUGGUUGUGUCUAGCAUGUGCAUCUUAUAUUGAUGGUACUUAAGGCAGCCUCCUGUCAUGCCUGCAUCUGGCAGAAGGAACACUUGUUUUCUAUUUGCCUUUUGCUGGAAAAAGUAACCAGGGUUAAAAAAAAAAGAGUAUCACUAAGCCUAGUGGUAGUGGCUUAGCCAACUGGCUUUUGAUCACUCUUGUAACCAAGAUAGCGAUCAUUGGAACUAGUGGUAAAAACCCGAGUCUUAUUUGCACUUUAUUUGGGGGAAAAAAAUCUAGCUCAAUGGAAAGGAGCUUUACAAGUUUAGAAUCUGUGACUAACUGCUAAUGGGCAAGGAGAGUUAUUGGAAAUGUGAAAUUAAACUGGGUUUUUGUAGAGUGUCAUCUUAUGGUCAGUCCUGCAUGGGCCUGUCGAUGUACUGUUCAUCACUUUGCUGCGCAGAACAUUGGCUCAGCUCUUCGACAGCGUGACUUUCCAAACAGAUUUCUGUCUACAGUUGUCGCAUUUCCUGGAUUUUGUUUGCUUUUCAAGAGUCAAGUUCUAGCUGUGCAGUUGUGCUGCCCUUUCUGUCCCAGGACUGAGGGGGAAGUAGUUACGUAUCUGUCCACAACUUUGUAAAACUGUUUCCUUUCUGUUCUGAGCGGGGUGGGUUUUUUCUAUUUCCAUGGUUUGGUAAAGCAGCUGUUUUCCCCAAAAAGUUUGGUAAACUUGGAAGGCUGAUGGCACACAAUGCAUUGGCACUAAGGGCCAAUGAUAUGUAGAGUUAAGUGUUAUUUUCCUGACUUCUCCAUCUGCUAUGUUUUGCAUGACACAGAUAUGAAUCUGAAAGGAAAAGAUAGGUCUGGCAGUCUGACAAAUGUAUGAUAGAUAAUGGGUAACUUAGACUUGAUUUCUAUGCUGCUUAUCCUUAGUUAACACAUUUGUUUAACUUUGCAUGCGUAUGUAAUUUGAAUGAAACAGCGAUUCCGUUUCAAUUGAUAUGUUACACCAGGUAACUACUUCUGCUGUGCUCAAGCCGUGAGAUCAGAGUUAUUCAAAUGGCAAAGCACAUUUUUUUUUUUCUCCAUUAUUUUUUAAAAUUUAUUAGACUCAAUGAGUAACUGGUGAUCUAUCUCCAAUCUGCCUAAGCUUCUACAACCAGCACUUACUAUGCAGUUCAGAAUAGCUCUUAAUGAAGCUGAGAGCUGGUGGUGGAUGUAUUUACCACUCACACUAAUUGUUCUCAACCUAAUACACUCACUUACAUUCACUUUUGUCUCAUGUUGUCAGUGUGUAUGUCAGACCCUACUAGAUGUUCAAAAUAGAUGCCCUCUUUAGUGUCCCAUAUUUUCCCGUGCCACCUGCCGCAGUGGUGAAGGUGGUCUGUCUGAACCGCUGGCCCCUGCACCAGUUCCCCACGCUGUGCCAGGCUGUUGUGCUAGUGAUGGGUCUGCGGGCCAGCUCUGUUGCACCUGAGCUAGGGAAUGAAACGGUAGCUUGCAAUGGCAACUAUUAAACAUCAGUGACAGAAGGGUAACAGCUGUAUAGGACAGAAAAGAAAUAACUAUCAUGACAUAAAAACUGGUAAUAGAAAUGGAGUAUUUUUUUAAGCAGCUCUGCCUCUUAAAAAAAAAAAAAGGCUGGGCAUCCUUCAGGCUGUCCUUGAAUUCUGAAUGUAAAUACAGUAGUGCUAAGAAACCCCUCGUUCUCUCCGGCUUCUCCCAGAGAUGGAAGCUUCUCCCAGCUAUGGUCUUAUGGGCUGGACUUUGUUCAGCCUGACCACUGUGCACCUUAAGAGAAGAAUAUGGGGGAACACGCGUGACAAAUAUUCUUAUAACUCAAGACUAGAAAAAGACGAAUAAUCUGAUAAACGUCCUUUAAUGUUAGGAAAAACAUUAUUCCACUACACUUGCUUCUAAGUAGCACAACAUAGACUUGAAGGAAACUUAAUGAUAACUUGAAAUUCUCAUUCUGCAAUGUUCAUGUGGGAGGAGAAAGAGGGCUCUUCCCUGAGAGUGAGAGGUAACCCUUUGAAAGAUAGGAGGUGUUGAAAAAAAGAGGGCCACAGAAUUAUUAUUUAAAAAGGGGGGGAGGAUCCCAACCUAUUGUACUGCUAUGCAAAGUUGAUAAUGGCAUGUAAAUUUGAAACUCCUACUGAUUGCAAAGGGGGCAAAGACAGCUAAAACAGAGCAGAGCAAGUCUUGCUUUGCCUUUAGAAACUGUAACCUUAAAAAAAAUGCACUAGAAAGAGAUGUUAGUACACAUCUCACUGGAACCUAGAACAGUGGAAAAAUGAUGGGGUGGGAGGGAAAAGGCUUUAUAUAAAGGUUGAAAAAGAAAGGUACUUCAGUUACCACUAUUGCUACCACCUGGCUUCAGCAGUGGUCAGCAACACGCAUGUGGCGGAUGGAGCAUGGAGCAGUAUAGGUGCAUUUAUUGUAAAUAAAGUACAAAUUUUCAUUUUUAGCCAAUAUCUUCCUGAUCUGGAUAGAGGAGAGAGCAGUUAUUCUGUGGCAGAGAACAUUGUCUUUUUCUUUAUUAACACAUGCAAUUAAGUACAAAAAGUUGAGGGCUCAGGAUUUUGAAACCAAUUCCUCAGUCUUCUGUUCCAGACCUUUACCCCGUUUCCAGAUCAGCGGGAUGAUCUCC